AUGUUGGUUUUACUUCCUCCUGUCACAGCCCCCAGCCUGCUGCUGCACACAGGGUGGACGACCUCCUUCCCCAACCAAGAAGGGCCUGUGUGUCCCCCCUCCUCCAGUGUCGGGGACAGGAGACCCCCCAGUGAUCUCUCUCCUCCACAGUCCCAGUCCGAGUGGAGUUGUUCCAGUCCCAGUCUCAGCAGGCUGACGUACAUCUCUCUGAAUGACGGCACGGCUCUCGACAGCACCGGCAUCCCAACUCCUGACAGACACAAGAGUAAUGGCACCAUGUCUCUGAGCACCACUAUCAUCAGGGCCAGUCCCACCCCUGCAGUAGAAGGGGCUGAUACCCAGAAUCCUUCAGGUCAGGAUCUACCUCCUAACCGCUCUACAGACGUCCUCUGUCCUCCUAGACAGUCCAAGAGCCCAGAGUCUCCUCGCCGCUCUAACGGUCCUCGUAGUGGCUCGCAACCUGAACAUCCAGCAGCCCAGCGGUAUGGGGGCCAGGGGAACCAGCAGUGGUCCGGGGUCUCAGCCCAGGGGAGUGAGGUCUAUCCUGGGGCCAGGACGGGCUUCAGCCUGCCUUCCUCCGAGGACCUGUGCUACAUGCCCAUCUCCAGCUUCAAGCCCCAGGGCUCCAUGGUGGACCUGCAUCCAGGGGUCCCCAGCCUCCUGACGGGGCGCUCCCUCUUCAGCUCCCAGCUGGCACUGCAGAACCUGGGUUCAGAUGGAGCUCUACACCCUGGUCUCUCUCUGCCUGCUCCCUACCACCACAUGGCAGCAGCAGGGAACGGCCUGUACGGUCACGCUCUGUCCUCACGGUUAGGACCCAACGUUGAUCCCUCAGUCAGACACCUCCACAGCUCUGGGGGUCUGGGUGUCUCUGGGCCUGGUGGACCAGGAGGUCCUGGGGGUCUGUACCACUGCUCUAACCCCCACCUCAAACCCUUGGACCCAGGACUGAUGGAGGAGAACCCCUACAGCCAGCGCUGUGUAGCCUCGUGGUCUAACGGCAGCCUUCCCGAACUCGCAGCCCAGGUCGUGAUCCCUGAGGAGCUGAGGUUCCCCCAUGCCUGCUGUGUGGGCAUCUCCUCUCAGACCUCACUGGGCAUCUUCAACCCCUCCGAGCGCUGGCAGCAGGUCUCCAUCACAGUCACCAGCCUGGCCAUCGACGGAGAGAAGUUUGAUUCAUUCCCGUACCAGUGGCUGAUAGUGAAGAACAAGACUAUCAUUGGCCCUAAGAGCACGGAGGAGCAGAAGGUGCUGUUCAUCCCACCUCAGGCCGGGGUUUACCAGGCUGUCCUCAGUGUCUCGUCCUGGCCUGCCUCCGCUGAGGCCCAGGCUGCCUCCCGCGCCGAGGUGUUCGCCAAGAGGGUGGUCCUCGUCGCCAUGGCAGAGAACCCUGCUCUGGAGGUGGAUGUAGGGAAGUGUGGCGGUCUGGAUUUUGGGGACCUGGCAGGUGGCUGUGCCAAAGCUCUGCCUCUGAAGCUGCUGAACAGGACUCAUGCUACUGUUCCUGUUCGACUGGUUAUCAGUGCUAACGCCACGGCCUGGCGCUGCUUCACUUUCUCCAAGAGUCCCGUUGCCAUGACAGCUGAGGGCUUGCUGCAGGCGGGGACUCUGACCUCACUGGCCGCUCCGUCCGUCAUGAACCACGUGAUGCACGCCAGCUACGGAGAGAAUCCAGAGAGCUUCAUGGUUUGGGUUCACUUCCACGCUCCACAGAAGUACCAGUCCUGUUCAGGUGCUCUCGGUCCAGCGGAUGAAUACAGUGCGCGGGUGGACAUCGAGGUGGACUGUCCGGGCCCCAGUCAUGUGAUCAGGAGCGUCCCUCUCAGAGCCAGGUCCGAACGGCCAGAGUACACGCCCCUAAAGACCUCCAGACUGUUAACCUCUCGGCAGCGAUUGGUCAGUCCAGCGAGCAGACUCUGCCUCUGAAGAACGCAGGCAACAUUGAUGUUCAGCUGAAACUCAAGAACAGCGGUGGUGAUGACUGUUUCUCUGUGAGUCCUGAGGAGCUGUGUCUGCGUGCCGGGGAGGAGCAAGGCAUUGUGGUCUCGUUCACCUCUCAGGGGCGGCAGGAAGGACCGAGAGAGUGUCCUGACCAUCCUGGUGCUGCCGUCUGGUCCCCAGUACGAGGUGGUGCUGAAGGGACAGGUGGUACCAGAGGAGAGGGGUAACCCUGCUGCCGUACCCGGGUCCUGCCUCUGCCCUGGGCUU
Molecule: messenger RNA, 2208 nt
Organism: Salmo salar (Atlantic salmon)
Lineage: Eukaryota; Metazoa; Chordata; Actinopteri; Salmoniformes; Salmonidae
Source: RefSeq, a predicted model, not a curated record